AUGACGAGGCUAAGGGGCGUGAAGGAUGCGCUCAUGCUGCACGAGUGCAUCUUUUUCCUGGCCCAGUCAGAGACCAUCCGGUUCAGGACGCUGCAAUGCUUCAUGCUCAACGGGGUCAUCUUCCUUGGCAGCAUCCUUCUCUUCAACUUCGCCAUAGAGCCGGCGCUGGGCAUCCUGAGAAGGCUCGUUCAGGAGGAAGAAGCGUGGGCUACCGAGUUCAUCGCAACAUCCUUCUCCUUCCUCUACAAGAUUCUGUGGAUCUAUCCCAUCUACUGCAUCUCCUUUGUGCUCAACACGGUCAUGUAUCAGGAGAUUGCUGACAGCGCCUUAGCCUUCGCGCAGAGCACCCCGACAAAGGCGACACCGCACCUAGAACGGCUGAUUCAAGAGACGUGGCGCGUGCUCGUGAAUCUCGUUUAUCUGCUGGAGAUGUACCUGCUCUACUACCUGCCCUUGGUGGGCCCCGCGCUGUACUUCGUGCACUCGUGCUGGAUGGCCUCCAUCUACUGCUUCGAGUACAGGUGGGUUCAUCAGCGGUGGACAGCGAACGCCCGAGUGGAUUACUUCGAGCGCCAUUGGCUCUACUUCUUUGGCUUCGGCUUCCCCGUCUCGUUCGUCAGCGUCCUAUGCCCCCGCUUCAUCGAUGCCGGAGUGUUCGCCCUCUUUUUCCCGCUCUUCGUGCUGACUGCCACCAAAGCAGAGCCUAAAGCGCUGCAGCUCUGCCCCACGUCCUUGCAGAGGCUGCCGCUCUUCAUCGUUGUUCAGGGCGUCUCAUGCUUCUUGGUCCGGCUCUUCGAGGGUAAAACUCGAAAAGAGGCCUCAAAAGCCAAGUGA
Symbiodinium natans is the source of this 834-nucleotide messenger RNA. Lineage: Eukaryota; Dinophyceae; Suessiales; Symbiodiniaceae. The record is from the annotation of a GenBank genome assembly.